Molecule: messenger RNA, 4239 nt
Organism: Leptopilina heterotoma
Lineage: Eukaryota; Metazoa; Arthropoda; Insecta; Hymenoptera; Figitidae
Exons: 5
Coding region: 1110-3482 (790 amino acids)
Source: RefSeq, a predicted model, not a curated record
UGCCUUAUAGCAAGACUCGUGAAGGUAUUUGUGUGUGUGUUAGGGGGCUACCGACGCGCGCGCACACAAACACAAGAGUGGAAUAUAUACGCGCUCGGAUGGGGUCCCGGUUUGGAUCGGCCUGUCCCGUCCCGUAGAGUAUCGCUCGCCACCCGCUAUCCGCAGCAGUUUCAACCAAGCCGCCAGUGUCCCACCGCACGCCGAACCGUUUGCACUCAGAAGCGAUCAGGGAGCUUCCAUACAGAGAGUGACUCCCGCGCACCGCGUUCGUUUCCCCUUUAACCCCCCUCUCUCUCCAACAUCGAGGUCCUUGUUCCUCACACUCCCUCUCUCUCUUUCUCUCUCUUCCACAGACUCACACUCAACUCUCGCUGUUGAACACUCUCGGCGCCGCAUCGGUACCUCUUCCUCUCUUGGCUGUUUCACUUGUUCUCAUUGCACCCCAACUCACUCACUCCUUUCCAAGCCGUUGCAAUCCGCAAGUCUCGUUUUCUCUCUCUCUCUCUCUCUUUUCCCUUCCCACAAAUCUCGUCUCGCCCGUAACUCGUGGUGUGCUGUAUUGCUCUCCCACUGUCACCUGAUCGCGGGACGACGCUUUUCGCGGGUGAAAUACCGCUCGGCCACUGAGUCAACUGAGUGCUACGAUAGGAGAGUGCCUCCCCGCACCUCUCUGCCCGGCGCGACUUUGCCUGUCACUACUAACGAAACUCUCGUUGCGUGUAGGUCGAGUGUCAAGUGUGACGAAAAAAAAAAACAACAGACCAAUUGUGCAAAAGUUUCUUUCUUGUGAUUCUAAAUUUUAUUUCAUGUGCGGUGAUUUAUGAACCAAGAAAAGUUACCCAAAUCUACAGAAUUGCAAGUCAUAUACAGGAGACUAAACCCAAUUUCUUCCCUCUCACACAACUAUGGUAUAUACACACGUGUCAUUCUCGAAAAUGAAUAGGACCUGAAUUGAGAGGAAGCUGUCGGAGAGUUAGCGCGUCACACGUUUUAAUAUACAAUACAGAAAACGAAGAGGCGUGAUGUAUAUCAGAUGAUGUCAACGAGGAUGCAGUGAGAAGAGUGUUUGUAGUUUUGGAGAGUAUCAAUUUUGAGGAAAAAGAAAACUGAUGGCAACCGCAACAAUGGGUUUGCGACGACGAGUUACCGUGAAUAACUCACCCACGCCAAUUCAAUCAUCCGCCUCGACAUCCAACAAACGCUCGCGGUCUGAGAACAACAACAGUCCCUCGCAGGGGAAUCUUAAUUCAAUGAGCUCCCGCGAUGAGCCGCCGGCGAAAAAGUCACGAGGCACAUCGACGGCGAAGAGUGCCGAGGGUGGUGGACACUCGACAAAAAGCCGGGCAAUGUCAAAGGGAAAGAAUUGCCCGGCAACAUCGUCAGCGCUGAUGAAUCUCGAGAGCGCUAAUGUCCAUCCAACGACCUCCUGGCCGACCACAUCGUCAAUGCCGGAUCCAGUGUCCUAUGCCGGUGUGACGGGCUUGAACGUGACAGGUGGUCAGGCCGGUCUCUGCGCCGGAAACCUCGGUAUGCCAUCGCCAAUUCCAUACAUGGCAACGUCGAUGGCGACCUUUGUCGGGAACGCGACAAAUCUCGGCAAGAGCUCAUCAGUAUCGUACCUUGACAUUUCCAACAUGACCAGUGGAUCGCUCGGCUCAAAUGCCGCAGGUGCUCUCAAUUCCGGCUACAUGAAUAACAUGAAAUCCGUCAACACUACUCCUCACGAGGUGAAAAAUUGCACCUACACCAAUAUGACACCGCCAACGAAUUCUAGUGGCCCUUUUAAAAAUUCAACUCGCAGCCAAACCGCAUUGGUUGUUGAGCAAGUGAAUUUGCCGAAAAAAUUUCAAAAUGACUCAAUGUACGAGACUUAUCAGCCGUGGGUUAUUAAAACUUAUGGCGAUUUGGCAAAGACUAAGACAAUAACGAUUAAAAAAUAUGCGCGUAUAUUGAGAACAUUGCGUGGUGAGGAGGUCAAUAGUGCUGAGAAUAGCAAAUUUCGUUUCUGGGUUAAGAGCAAGGGCUUCCAUAUCGGCCAACCGGAAGGAUACGACGCAAAGCCGGCAGAUCGGAUUAUUGGACGACAUGCCGUCACUAGUCCCGGACUUGAUCCGCCGCUCUAUGUUCCCACGCAGCCGCCUCACAAUAAGUCCCUGAAUGGAGCCGAAGGAACCGUUCCACCUGGAAGAAUUUUCAAGAAGGUCGCAAUUGUUGAAAACUUUUUCGACAUCAUUCAUGCUGUCCACGUUGAUCUCGAAGGUCGUCCUGGAAAACAUGCGGGUCAGAAAAGGACAUAUAGAACGAUUACAGAAACGUACGCCUUUUUGCCCCGAGAGGCCGUCACUCGAUUUCUCCUCGGCUGCACGGAAUGUCAACGACGACCAAGAACGCCGAGUCCCAGCAAUCUGGCGAAUCAAUCGCAUGCAAAUGGAAUUCCAACAUCGUCAAUAUCAACCGUGACAACAUCAAUGUCAUCAUCGUUAACAAUGACAACAGCAGCGACACCAUUGAGUCCAACAUCCGCCACUGCCUUGUCAGCGACUCCAUUGCAAACUACACUCAAAAUUCGUGAAGCCAGUCACGCACCGGACAAGAAUCUCUUCAACUACAGGCACCCGAAGCAUCAAAAAACGCUAAUUUUGGAGAAGAAGGAGAAAAAGGAGAAUAAGGAGGAGAUUAAGGAUCAGAGGGAGACGAAGGAGAGCGAUGAUGUGAAGGAGCGGAAGGAGGAGGAAUCAUUGAGGGAGGAGAAAGUGAAGGAGGAGAAGAGAGAACCAAAAUACAAGGACGAGAAAUACAAUCCCUUGAGUAUCACGAAUUUACUCAAGAAGGAGCCGACAUUCAGCAAUAGUGGUUCUGUGGCAACAACCGAAAAUCUACUCGAGUCACGAAGAACACCGGAAUCGGAUAGAGCAAGUUCCCGGAGUUCGGCGUCGUCAAAGUGGCGGAGGAUGUUGCCCGAGGGACGUACACCAUCGCCACAACCCUCACAUCCACUGGCACGACCAUGGAGUCCGGGAUUAGAUCCAAAGAACACGCCAAUUGACUACAGUCUUCCCAUCACUACCACGUACCUAAAGCAUCAGCAGAGAAUUCUCGCCGAGCAAAAUAAAAAGCAACCGACAAGGGAGGAAAUUGCGAUCCAAGAGUUACGCAACGCGGCUGCAGCGGCGGCGGCAACCAUUGUCGAGACGGAGAGCAUGGAGAACGAGAGGUUCUCCCCGGCAGCGGGUCUAAUCGAUACCAAUCUCAAUCUACUUGCGACCAUUCAACAUCUUCACUGUCAAGUCAUGUUGGCAUUAACCGAGAGACUCAAACCCUCCACAAUGAUGCCCACGCCGCUCACUCUUCCCGGGCCCAACACAUUUAUGCCGACCACAAUUCUUGGACAUAAUCCCAUUAUUGGACAUAAUCCACUUCUUGGUCCCGCGUCAAUUAUUGGCCACAACUUUCUGAUACCGGCGAGUCAUAAUCAUUCCUGAGGGACGAUUGCACUUUAAAUAUGCCGAACCGGCUCCUGAAAGACGUUAAAUAAAUAUGGGUCGACUUAGGUGUGCCCCAUAUGGAAACUACAGCUUGGGAAAGACUUUGGAAAACAAAUGCCGAAGCUAUUUUCAAGGAGACUGCAAGCAGACACUAAACUUCAUGGAAUUGCCCGAAGAUAUUCGAGAGAACUGAAGUUAUACUUCAAACAAGACUUUAUUAAAGUGUGUUCGGAAAAGAGAUUGCGAACCUAUUCUGCAGUAGUUGUUGUAACAAGUAAAUCUAUGCAAACUGGACUCACCGAUUUCGUUGAACCGAGGUUUUUCUUUUAGAAUAUGGAAAAAUAUUAGAUAUGUAUUUUGUUUUUAAGCCGAGGCCAAAUUUAGAAGCCACACAUAUAGAAGAGUGAAUAAUUUUAACGUACAUUCAAAUUCAAGUAGUCAGAUUAUAAUGAAUAGCAAAUGAACAAUUACUAGCAAUGAAAAAAAGUGUUAAGAAAAUGUGACUAUUGAAUAAUAUUCAGGGUUGCUACAGAUCAUAAAAAUCAGAGAAUUUAAGGAAAAGUCAGGGAAAGUAAAGUUGGUCAGCAAAAUCAGGAAAAAGUCGAAGACUUUUAUGAAAAGUACUGAAAAAAAUGUAAUUUUUAUAAUUCAUAAAAAAAUUCUUAAUUUUUGUGUCUUUUUUGUUUGCUUCAUAAACUAUAAAAUUACCACGAAUUCUUAUUCAAAACCUUCAAUUUAUUCUAUUACUGGCAAC